UGGCCACCCAGUGGCCCCGUUGCCCCGAUGGAUCCACUGAACCUGUCCUGGUACGAUGAUGAUCUGGAGAGCCAGAACUGGAGCCGGCCCUUCAACGGGUCCGAAGGAAGGACCGGAAAGCCUCACUACAACUACUACGCCACGCUUCUCACCUUGCUCAUCUUCGUCAUCGUCUUCGGCAACGUGCUGGUCUGCAUGGCCGUGUCCCGCGAGAAGGCGCUGCAGACCACCACCAACUACCUGAUCGUCAGCCUCGCCGUGGCCGACCUCCUGGUGGCCACGCUCGUCAUGCCCUGGGUUGUCUACCUGGAGGUGGUGGGCGAGUGGAAAUUCAGCAGGAUUCACUGUGACAUCUUUGUCACUCUGGACGUCAUGAUGUGCACAGCAAGCAUCCUGAACCUAUGUGCCAUCAGCAUCGACAGGUACACAGCCGUGGCCAUGCCCAUGCUCUACAACACCCGCUACAGCUCCAAGCGCCGAGUCACUGUCAUGAUCGCCAUCGUCUGGGUCCUGUCCUUUACCAUCUCCUGCCCACUGCUCUUCGGACUCAACAACACAGACCAGAACGAGUGCAUAAUCGCCAACCCCGCGUUCGUGGUGUACUCCUCCAUCGUCUCCUUCUACGUGCCCUUCAUCGUCACCCUGCUGGUCUACAUCAAGAUCUACAUCGUCCUCCGCAGGCGCCGCAAACGGGUCAACACGAAGCGCAGCAGCCGGGCUUUUAGGGCCAACCUGAAGGCCCCGCUCAAGGGCACCUGCACUCACCCCGAGGAUAUGAAACUCUGCACCGUUAUCAUCAAGUCCAAUGGGAGUUUCCCAGUGAACAGGAGGAGAGUGGAGGCUGCCCGCCGAGCCCAGGAACUAGAGAUGGAGAUGCUGUCCAGCACCAGCCCCCCCGAGAGGACCCGGUACAGCCCCAUACCGCCCAGCCACCACCAGCUGACCCUCCCCGACCCAUCCCACCACGGCCUCCACAGCACGGCCGACAGCCCCGCCAAACCAGAGAAGAAUGGGCAUGCCAAAGACCACCCCAAGAUUGCCAAGAUCUUUGAGAUCCAGUCCAUGCCCAAUGGCAAAACCCGGACCUCUCUCAAGACCAUGAGCCGCAGGAAGCUCUCCCAGCAGAAGGAGAAGAAAGCCACCCAGAUGCUCGCCAUUGUUCUCGGCGUGUUCAUCAUCUGCUGGCUGCCCUUCUUUAUCACCCACAUCCUGAAUAUACACUGUGAUUGCAACAUCCCGCCCGUCCUGUACAGCGCCUUCACGUGGCUGGGCUAUGUCAACAGUGCCGUGAACCCCAUCAUCUACACGACCUUCAACAUUGAGUUCCGCAAGGCCUUCAUGAAGAUCCUGCAUUGCUGA
This is a messenger RNA of Puma concolor (puma), 1359 nucleotides long. RefSeq names its product dopamine receptor D2 (gene DRD2). Gene Ontology annotation, molecular function: G protein-coupled receptor activity; dopamine neurotransmitter receptor activity, coupled via Gi/Go. Gene Ontology annotation, biological process: regulation of potassium ion transport; adenylate cyclase-inhibiting dopamine receptor signaling pathway; phospholipase C-activating dopamine receptor signaling pathway. NCBI's taxonomy places the organism in Eukaryota, Metazoa, Chordata, Mammalia, Carnivora, Felidae. The record is from RefSeq and is a predicted model, not a curated record. Gene Ontology annotation, cellular component: presynaptic membrane; plasma membrane; glutamatergic synapse.